GCAGUAGGAAGAUGACAACCCAUCAGGUAGUAUUCUUAACCUUUGUGCUGUCGUCUCUGCUGAUUCAAGCAAGUGUACAGAAAUCCGAAUUCCAGGACGCCAUGAAGAAAAUGGGGAAAAACAUGAAGAUAGCCAUCCAAAUGGGAAACGAGUUGGAGAGAAAUGUUUCCAAUGUAAAACCAUUUAUGGACCCUCCGACGUACAGCCCUGACCAGAAGGUGUUCAACAUCCAGCCCGACAAGAACGCCCUAAUCCGAUUCAGUUACUCCCAACCACAAGGCCACCAGCCCUCCGCCAGCUCUAGUGGAAAGCGACGGCAGCAGCCAAAGUACUUUCUAAACUUUAACUUUCAAAACCGUCCAAACUCCAAGACGACUGUGGAUCAGCGGUCGCCCACCAUUCAAGCAAGGACGCUGCGGGAUCGGGGAAAAAGACUUCGAAACGGAAUGCCCAAUCCUUACAAGUAUUUUCCACUUAAAGGCGAACAUAUCUCGCAGUGACAAUUAUUCUUAUUCACAAACUAAAAUAUUUACUAACUGAUAAAAAAAUAUUUGAUCAAUCGAUUACACACUCACCCAAAUAAAAACCCAAAUUCGAUAGGAUUCCCAAGCAUGCUCUGCUCAAUUAUAAAGAAUUUGCAUGACUUAUGCUAUUCAAACGUAGUUAUAAUUAGAAAACCACUACUGGAAAGCUUUCCUUGAGUAUACAAACCUGAAUUCCCAAGGUUGAUUUGAGGAAGGAAAGAAUAUAGAAAGAUCGAGGGAAUAUACACUCAGAGCUUGACCAAUACACUGAAAGAAGUUUACCCUAUGAAAGCGAAAGACGACAGAUAGUUUCUCAACCUAAGACACUCUUCCGACCUGACAGAGUGGGAACACUAUAGUGUUAUCUUGGCAAAACUUGUAGUUGUUUUCCAAAAAAUUAAACCUGUCUGUUAGC
Messenger RNA from Drosophila obscura, 939 nucleotides. RefSeq lists its product as uncharacterized. The record is from RefSeq and is a predicted model, not a curated record. The transcript has 2 exons. Bases 12 to 500 code for a protein of 162 amino acids. Lineage: Eukaryota; Metazoa; Arthropoda; Insecta; Diptera; Drosophilidae.